Messenger RNA from Sander lucioperca (pikeperch), 7156 nucleotides. Its product is annotated as mucin-5AC-like. The transcript is spliced from 47 exons. The coding region runs from base 21 to 6707 and encodes 2228 amino acids. Gene Ontology annotation, cellular component: extracellular matrix. Gene Ontology annotation, molecular function: protein binding. The record is from RefSeq and is a predicted model, not a curated record. Lineage: Eukaryota; Metazoa; Chordata; Actinopteri; Perciformes; Percidae.
ACAGGGACUACUCAAGGAUCAUGAGAACAGCCAGGAUGCUACUUGAAUGGGUGAUACCAUGGCUCACUCUCUACCUUCCACUAUCUUCAGCCAGCACUGUUCAGAUGGUGACCAAAAUGCCAGUAAUUACAGAAGUGAGACUUGCUCAAAGAAACCAGAUCUGCAGUACAUGGGGUAACUAUCAUUUCAGGACUUUCGAUAGUGAUUUCUUCCAGCUUCCCUCCACUUGCAACUACCUCCUUGCAUCCCAGUGUAAGGGAAGCUAUGACAGUUUCAAUAUUCAGUUAAAACGGCAGGAGAUGAAUGGGGUCACCACCAUUGCGAAUGUCACCAUGAAACUGGAGGGGGUCGUUGUGGAAUUAGCCAACACUUCCAUCAAAGUCAACGAUAAACUUGUCACUAUACCAUUCAGUCAGGUUGGCAUUUCAAUUGAAAGAACUAUCUCCUAUGUCAAAAUCGAGGCAAAGCUGGGUUUGGUCGUCAUGUGGAAUGAAAAAGACGCCCUCUGGGUUGAGCUGGAUGCAAAAUUCAAGAAUCAGACAUGUGGCCUGUGUGGUGACUUCAACGGAAUACAGGUUUAUGAUGAGUUCAUCAAAACAGAAACAGGGGAGUCUGUAACUCUUGAAUAUUAUGGUGAGGCCUGGAAGGUCAAUGGUCCAACUGAAGCGUGUGAAGAAAUCUCCUCACCAGUCGCAAAGACCUGUGCAAGUGAAGUAAGAGGAAAUGGAUCUGCUGACCCACAUAAAAACCUCUGUGCGAACCUGCUGUCAGGACCUGCAUUGCUCAGCUGUCAAAACCUGGUUGCUACUGACUCCUUCAUGAGAGCCUGUGUGAAGGACCUGUGCCGAUGUAAAAACAGUACUUCAUGCUUGUGUUCAACCAUAUCAGAGUACUCCCGUCAGUGCGCUCAUGCAGGCGGGAAACCACAGCAAUGGCAGACAGCACAACUGUGUGCAAAAACAUGCCCUUUCAACAUGGAGCAUAAAGAAUGCAGUAGUCCUUGUACUGACACCUGCAGCAACCAAAAGAGAAGCCACGUGUGCGAGGAUCACUGCGUAGAUGGAUGCUUCUGUCCAAAUGGGACUGUCUUUGACGACAUUACACAAAGUGGGUGUGUUGCUGUUGACUCGUGCUCCUGCUUACACCACGGCAAGCCGUACAAGCCAGGGGAAUCAUACUCAAGGGCAUGUCGAAACUGCACCUGUACCCAGGGUCAGUGGCGCUGCAAAGAUAUGGACUGUCCUGGUGUCUGCUCUGUGCUGGGUGGCUCCCACAUCUCCACCUAUGAUGGUAAAACUUAUACUUUCCAUGGAGACUGCUCUUAUGUUCUCUCCAAGGAAACAAAUGGGACUUUCAGUGUCCUUGGUGAUCUGUCCACAUGUAAAAGAUCAGAUAAAUCAACUUGCCUGACUGCAGUCACCCUACUACUGCCUAAAUACAUGAUGAUUGUAGUAGAAGCCAGCGGACAUGUUUUGUAUAACAAACUGAUCACUCAGCUGCCUCUUUUCAUGGAUGACAUUACGAUCUUCAAACCAUCGACAUUCUUUAUUGUAAUCCACACCAACUAUGGGCUUGAUCUCGAGAUUCAGCUUUCACCCAUUAUGCAGAUCUACAUCAAAGCCAGUGUUUCCAAUAAGGGACAACUCAUGGGUAUUUGUGGAGAUUUUAAUGAUGUGCAAGCUGAUGACUUCAGAACCACAAAUGGAUUAACUGAGGGAACGGCUGGGACAUUUGUCAACACCUGGAAGACCAGGACAAGCUGCUCCGAUGUGACAAACAUACUUGGGGACCCCUGCCUUUUGAGCAUAGACAAUGAGAAAUAUGCCAAACAUUGGUGCGCCUUGCUGUCGGACCCAAAAGGGAUGUUUGCAAUGUGCCAUUCUGUGAUAAACCCAAAACGCUAUCAAGAUUCUUGUAUUUAUGACACCUGUGCCUGUGAUAACAGUGAGGAGUGCAUGUGUGCUGCCAUAUAUUCCUAUGUCCACGCAUGUGCUGCUGAAAGUGUCUUAUUUAAUGGAUGGAGAAAAACCAUAUGCGAGAAAUACACGACUGGCUGCCCUUCUACUUUUGUGUAUGACUACCAAAUGACAAGCUGUGGUCGCACCUGCCGCUCUCUUAGUCAGUCAGACUUAACAUGUGCGGUUGAAUUUACCCCGCUUGAUGGCUGCGGCUGUGCUGAAGGAACUUACCUGAAUGAGGUGGGUGAGUGUGUGUCAGCCUCACAAUGCUCCUGCCAUGUGGGAGACACACUGAUACGCCCCGGGCAGGUCAUCAGCGUCCAUGGACAAACCUGCUCCUGUCAUAGUGGAGAACUAAGAUGUACAGGGAGCCAAAUAAGUGAAUCAUGCACCGAGCCAAUGGUUUUUUUCAACUGCUCAAGCGCAAAGCCAGGUGACAUGGGAUCCGAGUGCCAAAAAAGCUGCCAGACACUGGACACAGAAUGUGUCAGUACACAAUGUAUGUCAGGCUGUGUAUGUCCUGCUGGCCUGCUCUCUGAUGGUAAAGGAGGCUGUAUUACAGAGGAGAACUGUCCCUGCACAUAUAAUGGAGACUACUAUAAUUCUGGACAGACUGUCACUGUGGACUGCAAUACCUGCACUUGCAAAAGGAGAAAAUGGGAUUGUACACUUCGUGAGUGUGAUGGAACCUGUACCAUAUAUGGAGAAGGGCAUUACAUCACUUUUGAUGAUAAGAAAUUCUCCUUUAAUGGAGACUGUGGCUAUGUCUUCGCUAAGGAUUACUGCGGGGACGAUAUGAAUGGCACCUUCAGGGUCCUGACUGAGAGCAUCCCAUGUGGAACAACUGAAAGCAUUUGCUCGACUGCUAUCAAGCUCUACUUAGGGAACCAUGAAAUUGUUCUUUCAGAGGAAAAUGUCAGAGUUAUCAAACAAAGCCAAGGGGUGGACAUACCAUAUAAAGUCCACACUAUGGGCAUAUAUCUCGUCAUUGAGGCAAAGAAUGGUCUUGUUCUCAUUUGGAAUAAGAAGACAACACUCAUGAUCCAACUCAAGUCCACAUUCAAGGGGAAAGUCUGUGGUCUAUGUGGGAAUUAUGAUGGAAACAUCAAGAACGAUUUUACCACCAGAAACAAAGAAGUUGUGGUUGAAGCCCUUGAGUUUGGAAACAGCUGGAAAGUGUCACCUACCUGCCCUAAUGCAAACACACUAAAAAAUCCCUGCAUGCUGUACUCACACAGGCAGGCAUGGGCAUUAAAACACUGCAGCAUUAUUAACAGCAAAGUAUUUGCUGGUUGCCACUCAAAGGUGGAUCCAAAAAACUAUUAUGAUGCCUGUGUGACAGACACAUGUUCCUGCAACACAGGAGGAGAUUGUGAGUGUUUCUGCUCUGCUGUAGCAGCCUACGCAGCAGCCUGUAAUGAGGCCGGAGCUUGCGUGAAAUGGAGAACUCCCACAAUUUGUCCUCUGUUCUGUGAUUUUUACAACCCCGAUGGAAAGUGUGAAUGGCACUAUGAGCCUUGUGGAAAAGAAUGCAUGAAGACAUGCCGGAAUCCCUCAGGAGUAUGCUACAAUCACAUUCCAGCAUUAGAAGGCUGCUAUCCAAGUUGCCCAUCUGAACGCUCUUAUUUGGAAGAAGAUACCAUGAAGUGUGUCUCACAGGAGGAAUGUGGCUGCUAUGAUAACGAAGGGAAGCAUUAUGAAGAAGGUGUGGUCAUGCCUCCAAGGGAAAAUUGUCAAAACUGUUAUUGUUCUUCAACAAAGGUUAAGUGCAGCUAUGACGUCCAAGCUUGCACCUGUUUAUAUAAAGGAAACAUUUACAAGUAUGGAGAUACAGUCUAUGACACAGAUGAUGGAGAUGGAACCUGUAUCACAGCUUUUUGUAGGGAAAAUGGAAAUAUUACCAGAAUCUUGAAGACUUGUCCAACUUCAUCCACAACAACAACUCCAACAACAACAGCCUUUGUUUUUGAAAAACCUACAACAACAACAGCCACAGAAAAACCUACCACAACAACAGCCACAGAAAAACCUACCACAACAACAUCCGUCACAGAAAACCUUACCACAACAACAGCCACAGAAAAACCUACCUUAACAACAACAGUCACAGAAGAACCUACUGCAACAAUAGCCACUGAAAAAACGACAGAAAAACCCAGCAUUACUGCUGCCACAACCCCAGAAAAACUGGCAGUGACGGAAAAACAUACCACAGAAAAACCCACGAUAACCACUGAAACUCCAACUGUAACACCUUCAACUCUUCAGUCUUCAACACCAGGCAGAACAACUUUAUGUUUCUGCAAGUACAUGGAUCAACUUUUUUCUCCUGGUAGCUUCAUGUACAAUAAGACUGAUGGAGAAGGCUGGUGUUUCACUGCAUAUUGCAAUUUGACAUGCAAUGUGGAGAAGCUUGCUAGACCAUGUCACUCUACUACUCCACCAACUCUUCAAACCACCACCAUAACAAGCACUACAAAACAACCUAUUGACUGUUCAUAUCUUAAUCCACCUAGAAAGCAUGGUGAGUCCUGGAGUUUAAAUAACUGCACCAGAGAUACAUGCGACAAUGGAAGGGUAAUGACAGACCAUGUGCUAUGUAAACCAGUGACCGAGACUGUAUGUGAAAAUGGGCUCCAACCAGUCAGGGUUUACGAUGAAGGAGGCUGCUGUUUCCACUAUGAAUGCACUUGUGUUUGUUAUGGCUGGGGAGAUCCUCAUUAUGUGACAUUUGAUGGCCAGUAUUACAGCAUGCAGAAAAACUGCACAUAUAUCCUCGUGAAAGAGAUCAUUCCUCAACACAAUUUUAAGAUUCUUAUCAACAACGAAAACUGUGAUGCCUCUGGAACUGUGACCUGUGCUAAAUCCUUGAUUGUGUAUUACAAAAACUAUGAAGUUAUUCUUACACAGGACAGAAUCCCAAAGACCUUGAACAAGGUGUAUGUCAACGGCAAGCAGGUAGUCCCAACCUACCUUAAUGAUGACUUCAUCAUAACAAGUACAGCAAUUGAGCUGCUCUUGAGAAUCCCAGCAAUUAAUGCAGUUGUGAUGUUCAAAGGACUUUUGUUCAGCGUUGACUUGCCGUUUGCCCUUUUCCACGACAACACAGAGGGACAGUGUGGUACCUGUGACAAUAACAGGAAAAAUGACUGCAGAUUACCAAAUGGCCAGAUUAAUCCUACAUGCUCAGAGAUGGGAAAUUGGUCUGUACCAGAUAAGAACAAGCCAUAUUGUGAUAAGCAGCCUCCAACACCAACCCCAACACCAAAUACACUAAUACCCUGCAAACCUGACAUUUGUGAAAUUCUGAUCAGCAAGGUGUUUGAACAAUGCCACAAAGUACUCUCACCACUUCCAUUUUAUGAGGCCUGUAAAUUUGAUGUUUGCCACGAGGACAAACCCAACUUCGGUUGUUUCAGUAUGGAGGCGUACUCCAAGAUGUGUGCUGAAGCAUCUGUCUGCAUACCCUGGAGGAAUGCUACAAACGGACUGUGUGAAUAUACAUGUCCAAAAAACAAGGUCUACAAGGCUUGUGGACCAGCUGUUGUACAAACUUGCAAUGCAAGAUACAAUGAAGAGUAUGCACAAAAAUGCCAGGGAAACAAUGGAAACCAGAACCAAGCUUGUACUGGCUUCAUGGAGGGAUGUUUCUGCCCAGAGGGGCUGACUCUGUUCAGUUCAAAUUCUGACCUUUGUGUCUCCGUCUGUUGCACUGGACCUGAUGGCCAACCUAAACAGCUUGGUGAGACUUGGCAGAGCGGCUGUAAGCAGUGUGCUUGUGAUAAGAACGCUCUGAGCGUUCGGUGUGAGCCUCGAAUAUGUCCCACUCAAGAACCAAUAACCUGUACUGAGGAAGGAGAGGUGUUGGUGGCCCACACAGUGGACUGCUGUGAGAGACUGACCUGUGAAUGCAAAAUGAGCCGCUGUUCAUUGCCGACACAGAAGUGCCAACUGGGAUUUGAAUUAAAAAUCAACAUGUCAAAUGACACUUGCUGCCCAUCUUACCGCUGUGUACCUAAAGGCGUCUGUGUCUUCAAUGGCACUGAGUACCAGCCCGGUAUGGAUUUCUCCAAAAACCCAUGUGAAUCAUGCCGCUGUACUGAAAGAAAGGAUCCCAACAGCAAGUUGAACACUAUUACAUGCAAUGUGAAGCUGUGUUCCCCACUGUGUUCAGAGGGCUAUGUGUAUGAAAACACACCUGGACAAUGUUGUGGAUCAUGUAAAAAAAAUAGCUGUGUUAUGGAGGGCCCAUGCUUCAAUUCUCCAAUAAUUAUUAAGCCUUCUGAGUCUUGGUCACCACCAAAUGACAACUGUACCAAGUAUGAUUGCCAAAAGGUGAAGAAUGAGUUCAUAAUCUUUAAAAAACAAACAACAUGUCCUGCAUUUGAUCCAGAGAACUGCGUUCCUGGAACUGAACAAAGUGACAUCAACGGUUGUUGCAAAACUUGUACUCCUCUUACGAACUGUCAAAUGACCAGGAACACCACCUAUCUGCAGACAAAGAACUGCAAGUCAGUUGUGCCAGUGGAAAUCACAGCCUGUGCAGGAUCUUGUGGCGCCUCUUCAUCAAUGUACUCUGCAGAAAACAACCGUUUGAUGCAUUCGUGCUCAUGCUGUCAAGAAAUGACCACCAGUAAGAAGAACGUGAAGAUGACCUGCGCUGAUGGCAGCAUGACGGAGCUCUCCUACAUUUCAGUUGACAAGUGUGGUUGCGAAGUCGCUGAAUGUAAAGACAACAUUAAAAACUAAACUUAAUUAAAGGGAAAUCUAACUAAUAUAUUUUAUUAAACUUAAACAACUCCUCUCCAAAAAAUAUUAGUCAAGACUCAAUAUGUGAAGACACACACACUCCUUUGGAUUCAGCAUCACCAAAUAAGGGUGAAUAAGUUAAACCUUUUAAACAGCAGAGAUGUUGUAUCCUGGUGUCUCUUUUAGCUUUUGAAGAGGUUGAUCUUUUUGAAAAUUAAACAGUGUGGUGUUUUCAGUCUUAGAGGGUCUUUUUCUUACUUUUACUGUAUAUGAUUUGAGAGACAAAAGACACAUGAAUGGCUUUAGAUAUUACAGUACAUUGUCAACAUGUUUUUGUCAUUAUUUCUAACAGCACCAUUAACAUAAAUGAUCUUACAACCCACUGAAUAUAUAAUGAGAAGAGUGUAAAGAAUAUCCAAAUCUUUGUCCAUCAUCUGAUGUUUUAAAUC